UGGAAGCGGUACACUCGCAAAUGAAAGAGUGAGUCUAAGAGCAGAGCGUAGCCUGUCAACUUUGGCAACGUGUUCUUCUCUCCCAAUUCUCUGCAACAAACUCUCUCUCUCUCUCUCUUUCUCUCUCUUUCCACUCUGUGGACUUUCUUUCUGAUCUCUUUCUCCCAUUUCUUCUCUUCCCACUUUUCCUCUCUACUCUCUAGUCUCAGUAGUCUUUUUGCCUUAGAUAAAGCCAUGUGCGGAAUCUUGGCUGUUCUGGGUUGCUCUGAUGAUUCCCAGGCCAAAAGAGUUCGCGUUCUCGAGCUCUCUCGCAGGUUGAAGCACCGUGGUCCGGACUGGAGCGGGCUGUACCAACAUGGGGACUGUUACUUGGCACACCAGAGGCUGGCAAUCAUUGAUCCUGCCUCGGGUGAUCAGCCUCUCUAUAACGAGGACAAAACGAUUGCUGUAACGGUAAAUGGAGAAAUCUACAACCAUGAGGAACUCAGGAAGCAGUUGCCUAACCACAAGUUUUGGACUGGGAGUGACUGUGAUGUCAUUGCACAUCUCUAUGAAGAACAUGGAGAGAACUUUGUGGACAUGUUGGAUGGAAUAUUUUCCUUUGUUUUACUUGAUACUCGCGACAACAGCUUCUUUGCUGCUCGUGAUGCUAUUGGGGUUACUUCCCUCUACAUCGGAUGGGGGCUUGAUGGCUCUGUCUGGAUAUCAUCUGAACUAAAGGGUUUGAACGAUGACUGUGAACAUUUUGAGGUGUUCCCACCAGGGCAUCUAUAUUCGAGCAAGUCUGGUGGUCUUCGCAGGUGGUACAAUCCUCCUUGGUUCUCUGAGGCUAUUCCAUCAACUCCUUAUGACCCCAUGGUUUUGAGGCGCGCCUUUGAAGACGCUGUGAUUAAGAGGCUGAUGACUGAUGUGCCUUUCGGAGUUCUUCUUUCUGGAGGCCUCGAUUCAUCGUUAGUUGCUUCUAUCACUUCUCGUUAUUUGGCAGGCACAAAAGCUGCCAAGCAAUGGGGAGCUCAGCUGCAUUCUUUCUGUGUUGGCCUUGAGGGAUCACCGGAUCUGAAGGCUGCAAGAGAAGUUGCGGAUUAUUUGGGAACGGUUCACCACGAUUUUCACUUCACUGUUCAGGAUGGAAUUGAUGCGAUUGAGGAUGUUAUUUACCAUAUUGAGACUUAUGAUGUCACAACAAUCAGGGCAAGCACUCCAAUGUUCCUUAUGUCGCGCAAGAUUAAGGCACUCGGAGUGAAAAUGGUCAUAUCUGGUGAAGGAUCCGACGAGAUUUUUGGUGGGUACUUGUACUUCCAUAAGGCCCCCAACAAGGAAGAAUUUCAUCAAGAGACUUGUCGAAAGAUAAAAGCCCUUCACCAAUAUGAUUGCUUGAGAGCCAAUAAGGCAACAUCUGCGUGGGGCUUAGAAGCUCGAGUCCCAUUUUUGGACAAGGCAUUCAUCGAUGCUGCCAUGAGCAUCGAUCCUGAAUGGAAGAUGAUAAAACCCGAGGAAGGACGGAUUGAGAAGUGGAUUCUUAGAAGGGCCUUUGAUGACGAGGAGCAUCCCUAUCUACCAAAGCAUAUUCUGUACAGGCAGAAGGAGCAAUUCAGCGACGGUGUAGGCUAUAGCUGGAUCGAUGGACUCAAAGCCCACGCCGAACAGCAUGUGACUGACAAGAUGAUGUUGAAUGCUGCAAAUAUCUAUCCUCACAACACCCCUACAUCGAAGGAAGCAUACUAUUAUCGAAUGAUCUUUGAGAGGUUCUUCCCGCAGAACUCAGCCACGCUAACUGUUCCCGGGGGAGCGAGUGUGGCCUGCAGCACAGCAAAAGCCGUCGAGUGGGAUGCUUCAUGGUCCAAGAAUCUUGACCCUUCAGGGAGGGCUGCCAUCGGUGUACACAACUCCGCUUACAAGAACCAACCGCCUCCUGCUGUUGCUGCUACUACUACUGCAAACAUCAUUGAGAACGUGCCUCGAAUGAUGGAAGUCUCUGCUCCAGAGCUCACAAUUCGGGGCUAAUAUCAUCUCAUCUCCCUUCAAAUCGAAGCUUAGCUUCUCACUCGAUCUGCUUAUGAGCUGUAGUAGAAGUAAGUGUCUCUUUUAGGCGCGGUGCUGAGUGGUAUUAUUAGGCUGUGUAUAAAUAAGAGCCCUUCCUUGUGGUGGUGUUGUAGAGGUGUUGUUUGUGUAAGCUGUGUUUUCUCUCUUUGUACUGUUUAUCAAGGCUGCUUCUGUUAUGCUUUGUAUGAAAAGUUUAACCUUGUUAUUAUGGCUUCUUCGUUAUCA
Messenger RNA from Ipomoea nil (Japanese morning glory), 2268 nucleotides. Its product is annotated as asparagine synthetase [glutamine-hydrolyzing]. Gene Ontology annotation, molecular function: asparagine synthase (glutamine-hydrolyzing) activity. Gene Ontology annotation, cellular component: cytosol. The coding region runs from base 235 to 2004 and encodes 589 amino acids. The transcript has 12 exons. NCBI's taxonomy places the organism in Eukaryota, Viridiplantae, Streptophyta, Magnoliopsida, Solanales, Convolvulaceae. The record is from RefSeq and is a predicted model, not a curated record.